This is a messenger RNA of Physella acuta, 1928 nucleotides long. RefSeq names its product inhibitor of growth protein 3. NCBI's taxonomy places the organism in Eukaryota, Metazoa, Mollusca, Gastropoda, Physidae. The record is from RefSeq and is a predicted model, not a curated record. Gene Ontology annotation, cellular component: NuA4 histone acetyltransferase complex.
UCCAAAUUGUUGUAAAUUAAUGGCCGCACCGCUUUGUGUAGCAAUAGCGGAAGUAACUUAUAUUAACCGAAAUGUUGUAUCUUGAAGAUUAUUUAGAACUUGGGAUUCACACUCCAAGGUGCUUUUUCUGGUCGCAAAAAACACAGCCUGAGAUUGGAUGAAGUGAAAGAAAAUGAAGACUUUGGCAGCAUGCUGCAUAAUUGAUUGCCACAUAAAUCAAAUCAACAGCAACAUCAUUUUAGGCAUAGGUUCUUGAAUCAAGCAGUUAUCAUUGAGCAAGUGUCAUUCAAAGUUGUUAAAAUUAAUUGAGAAUCUGCCUAUGGAAAUGAGAGAAAAACUAACAGAAAUGAGAGAGAUGGAUUUACAAGUUUCAAAUACCUUAGAUACACUGGAAGAGAGCGUGAAAACAUUUUUCAAGAAAUGUCAGCAACCUAAUAGCAAGAAGGAAUGGAGAGAAGAGCAAUUUAAAAAGAUUAAAGAGGAAUAUUACAAGGCAUUAGAAGAUACAGAUGAAAAAGUCCAGUUGGCAAAUCAUAUUUAUGAGCUGGUGGAUAGACAUUCCAGAAGACUCGACCAAGAACUUUCCAAAUUCAAAAUGGAAUUAGAAGCUGAUAAUGCUGGAAUCACAGAAGUUUUAGAAAAAAGAUCAUUAGAACUGGAUAAGCCCCCACCUAAUUUCACAAAUCACAAAUCAGAAAAGAGGCGUUUAACCCAUUCCCAGUCAUCAGCUCCAAAUCCAACAGAUAAGAGACCAGUCACUGAUGUUUUGUCAUCCCUCGCCAAUGAAGUUGUUAGAGAAUCUUUAGGCCCAAAACGGCCCAACUCUACCUCCAGUUCACCUGCCAUGAAAAUGUUUGGCUCUGGCUCCAGUUCAGGAUUGUCCUAUACAUUAGGAAACCUUGGUGCUGGUAACCCUGCAAUAGCAGCAGCAGCAUCACAAGCCAUUGCAGCCACACAGCAGUUGGCUCAAGGUCGACGAACUUCAAGUAUGAAAGCUAGUUACGAUUUAAUGUCAAAAAAUCCAGCAGCAUUGUCAAAAGACAUCAGCUUAAAUGUUUCCCAGCCUGCCUCAGCACCUUCCACGCCAGAACCUGCCCCUAGAUCACAGCGCACAAAAAAACAAACAUCUAAAGCAGCAGCAUUGGCUGCACAACAGCAACAACAACACACAACAACAGCUGCAGCAGUGUCUGGCACAUCCAGACCAGCAACUCCUCAAGUAGCAAGUGUGGACACAGAAGAUCCAUCAGCUGAUGUGCAAGUGGAUGAGUGGAGUGCUGAUCCGAAUGAACCGCGAUACUGCCUGUGUAACCAGGUCUCAUACGGAGAAAUGGUCGGCUGUGAUAACAAUGAUUGUCCUAUAGAGUGGUUUCAUUAUGGCUGUGUGGGACUGUCACAAGCACCAAAAGGAAAAUGGUAUUGCCCUCAGUGCACAGCAGCCAUGAAGAGAAGAGGCAGGCGAUGACGUGUGUUUGAGAUGAUGUUAUGUAAGUGAAUAUGUGAGGCAGAUGACGUGUGUUUGAGAUGAUGUUAUGUAAAUGUAAGUGAAUAUGUGAGACAGGUGACGUGUGUUUGAGAUGAUAUGUAAAUGUAAGUGAAUAUGUGAGACAGGUGACGUGUGUUUGAGAUGAUGUUAUGUAAAUGUAAGUGAAUAUGUGAGGCAGAUGACGUGUGUUUGAGAUGAUAUGUAAAUGUAAGUGAAUAUGUGAGGCAGAUGACUUGUGUUUGAGAUGAUAUGUAAAUGUAAGUGAAUGUAAGUGAAUAUGUGAGGCAGAUGACGUGUGUUUGAGAUGAUGGCAUUUAAGUGAAUGUGUGAAUUAAUAUGUAUUUCUGAAUGGGUUUUAAUAUGGAUGCAUUGUAUAUGUAAAAAUAGUCAUAUUGUUUGGUGGACUGUGAAAUUUGCUUGAUUAAAUCGUUUUAUAUUUGAA